This is a messenger RNA of Dama dama (fallow deer), 3776 nucleotides long. It is a transcript of the gene ANKRD6, whose product is annotated as ankyrin repeat domain 6. Lineage: Eukaryota; Metazoa; Chordata; Mammalia; Artiodactyla; Cervidae. The coding region runs from base 270 to 2459 and encodes 729 amino acids. The transcript is spliced from 16 exons. The record is from RefSeq and is a predicted model, not a curated record. Gene Ontology annotation, molecular function: protein binding. Gene Ontology annotation, cellular component: nucleus; cytoplasm.
GUAAAUCACUGCGGACCUUGGGCGUGACACUGCUAGGAAGCUAAUGAUCUCCAGGAAAGAACUGACCGUGAUUUUUUCCAGCAACAGAACACGAUGUAGAACGGGGAGGACAGACCCCCCCAGAUGUCCCGAAGAUGGCAUAGUGACGAAGUCUUCUUCCCAUGGUCAGAGCUUCUUUACCUGAGGGUGCCUGCCCGGGCCCGUGAUGCCGUGUUGAGCCGAAGGGACUUGUCCACCACUUCCCCGAGAACGUCUUUCUCUCCUAAUUCAUGAGCCAGCAGGAUGCGGUCGCCGCGCUUUCAGAACGCUUGCUCAUAGCUGCGUACAAAGGCCAGACGGAGAAUGUGGUUCAGCUCAUCAACAAGGGCGCCAAGGUAGCGGUUACCAAGCAUGGCCGGACGCCCCUGCAUCUUGCUGCCAAUAAGGGCCAUCUCUCUGUGGUCCAGAUCUUGCUGAAGGCUGGCUGUGACCUCGAUGUCCAGGAUGAUGGGGACCAGACCGCCUUGCACCGGGCUACGGUGGUGGGGAACACCGAGGUCAUCGCGGCGCUCAUCCAGGAGGGCUGUGCCCUGGACCGACAGGACAAGGACGGGAACACGGCCCUGCACGAGGCUUCCUGGCACGGUUUCAGCCAGUCAGCCAAGCUGCUUGUUAAAGCUGGAGCCAACGUGCUUGCCAAGAACAAGGCGGGGAACACGGCUCUGCACCUGGCCUGCCAGAACAGCCAUGCCCAGAGCACCCGCGUCCUUCUGCUGGGCGGCUCCCGCGCCGACCUCAAAAAUAACGCAGGCGACACCUGUUUGCACAUCGCUGCACGCUACAACCACUUGUCCAUCAUUAAGCUCCUCCUCAGCGCUUUCUGUUCUGUCCAUGAAAAGAACCAGGCUGGAGACACAGCACUUCAUAUUGCCGCUGCCCUAAAUCACAAGAAGGUGGUUAAAAUCUUGCUGGAAGCCGGAGCAGAUGGGACCAUCGUCAAUAAUGCAGGCCGGACUCCGCUGGAGACUGCCCGCUACCACAAUAAUCCGGAAGUGGCUCUCCUCCUCACCAAAGCGCCCCAGGUCUUGCGCUUCAGUCGUGGGCGAAGCCUGAGGAAAAAGAGAGAGAGGCUCAAGGAAGAGAGGAGAGCUCAGUCUGUGCCGAGAGAUGAGGUGGCCCAAGGCAAGGGAAGUGUCUCAGCAGGAGACACCCACAGCAGUGAACAGGCUGCACCCAGGAAAGAAGAGGCCAGAGAAGAUGUCCUGUCCGCCUCCCCGGAGCCCAGAGCAAAGGACAGCAGACAGAGAAAGUCAAGACCCAAGGUGUCAGCGUUUUCUGACCCCACCCCUCCAGCAGACCAGCAGCCCGGCCAGCAGAAGAACGUGCACGCUCACAAUCACCCUAAAAAGAGGCCCAGGCAUCGCUGCUCGUCCCCGCCCCCGCCGCAUGAGUUCAGAGCCUACCAGCUCUACACGCUGUACCGGGGCAAGGACGGCAAAGUGAUGCAGGCGCCAAUAAAUGGCUGUCGGUGUGAACCCCUGAUCAACAAGCUGGAGAAUCAGCUGGAAGCAACUGUGGAGGAGAUCAAAGCAGAGCUGGUGUCGGUUCAGGAUAAGAUGAAUGUGAAGCUGGGGCACAUGGAGAAUAAGACCCAGCACCAAAUGCGGGUUCUGGACAAGCUGAUGGUGGAGCGGCUCUCGGCGGAGAGGACGGAGUGCCUGAGCCGCCUGCAGCAGCACUGGGACUCGGAGAAGCGCGAGGGGGAGAGACGGCAGAUGUCCUUGGUGGAUGAAUUAAAAACCUGGUGCAUGUUAAAGAUUCAGAAUCUGGAGCUGAAGCUUUCUGGAGAUUCUAGGGCUUCCAGGACUAAGUCCACGCCGUCCACUUGCGAGUCCUCCACAGGUGUGGAUCAGUCAGUGGUGACUGCAGGCCCAGUAGCCGCCUCGGACAGUUCCCCCCAGGUGGUCAGGCCCAAGGACAAGGCCCUCAGCUCCACCGCCACCCACAGACUCCAGCAGCAGGAGCUGUCUUCCUCGGACUGUACGGGCUCCCGACUGAGGAACGUCAAGGUCCAGACAGCCUCGCUCCCCUUGAAAGAGGCAGCCAGAGGCGAUCCACAGGCUGGGCCUUGUGUUGACAGAGGCACCCAGACCAAGAAGUCUGGGAAAAGCGGGCAGACGAGGCACCGAGGCCAGCAGCCAGCAGCCAGCACUGCCGGCGGGCAGCCGCCGCCUCUAGCAGCGGGUGGCGAGCAGAGCGCCCCUCACGGUCGAGACGCCUCCCAGGCGCUGGAGCUCACCCAGUAUUUCUUUGAGGCUGUUUCCACCCAGAUGGAAAAGUGGUAUGAGAGGAAGAUUGAAGAAGCACGAAGCCAAGCCAGUCAGAAAGCCCAGCAAGACAAGGCCACGCUGGAGGAACACAUUAGAAGUUUAGAGGAGGAACUUGCUAAACUAAGGACUAAGGUACAGAAGGAAAACUAGGGCCCACAGUGAAAGAUGGGAGCCUGGUGCACUGCAGUCCCUGGAGUUGCGAAGAGUCGGACACGACCGAGCGACUGAACAAAUUAAAGAACAAAUGGCCUGAGAAAGGAUCCUUGAGGAUUUCCUGUCCUGCAGCUGCAGAAGAGCUAUGUCCAAGGUGUCGGUUAUUGUGCACAUAGCAGAACUUGCCUUUAAAAAAAAAUCAAAACACUAGUUUCUAAAAUGUGCCAGACACACGUUUCCUACGCCCUGAAGUUAUGAAGACUUCAACAAUUAGACUGAAACCAGGGGAAGCGUGCUUGGUUUCAGGUUUCAUUAUAGACUUAAAACCUCAGCCCAAGUUCAUCUGAAGUUCAAAAGCUCAAAUUAAUUAGCCAUGCUAAGAAACUGAAUGAUGUGUAAGCCUAAAUCCUAAUAUUCCCGAUAUGAAAUAAUGUAAUUGAAAAGCAAGAAAAAACAUUCAUCCCUGUGAACUCGAAUCAAGCCGUCAUUCAUAGCAACACAGCUGCUGUGCUUGGACAGAGUCUUUCUGAAGAGCUGUAAUAGACAUGCUGAGGAAUGUCAAGAUCCAGACAGCCUCCCUCAAGUUCAUAGUUCUCAAGAUACUGACAUUUUAACCAAGGGAAAACUCAUCAAACAAAUUUUGAGGAGAAGGAUUUUCACGAUGUCGUAAGAUCCAGUAUAUCUUAAAAUGUUUUGAAAAGUCAGAGUGUAUUUAAAUAAUGAGUUCAUUGGCAUUAUAGCACUGAAAAUGUUUGUUAAUAGUGAACUCAAAUGAGAAAGGUUCAGAUCAUUUGAUCAUGAUGUUUGUAUCUUUCAGCCAAAAUAUAGAAAUACUACAAUCAAUCAUAGUGAUUUUCAAGUGGAUUAAUGGAAAAAACAUUCCCAUAACAAUUAGCUGAAAGUUUUAUAAUCUAAUUCCCAGCCAGAUUAUCUUAGAGUACCUUUCUGAAUUUGAGUUUAUUGGUCUACAUUUUAUAAAGACAGUGUUUCAUUUUGAAUUGAGUUCUGUCAUUGAGGAACCUCAAAAGCUUCCCACUGCUUUGUAGCGACUAUGUCAAGGUAAAUAAUUCAAUAAAUUGACUUAAAUUCUCCAGCAUCAUGGAACCCUAGAUUUUCACUCUGCUCUGUGGGGUGUACAAAGUUGAAAAGUAACAGUAUAUUGAAACUUUCAAUUAUCUUUCAAGCUUCUUGUCCUUUGGACUGUGGCAUUAUGUUCAUCUCCUGAAAAUCCCAUAUAUGCAUAGAAACUUCGAUUCUAUUUCUAUAAACACAGGAACCAAGUACUGUUGUCUGUAAUUUUGAAUAAAGUUUUGC